UCUUCCAGGUAAGUCAUGAAACACAACAACGUUAUUCACAAUGGGCACUUCAAGAAGCAUUGGCAGAACUAUGUAAGGAAAUGGUUCAACCAACCUGCCAGGAAAACAGGGAGACGUAAUGCUAGGCAGCAGAAGGCUGUGAAGAUCUUCCCAAGGCCAACCGCUGGAGCUCUCCGGCCUAUUGUUCAUGGACAAACACAAAAAUACAUCAUGAAAAUCCGUGCUGGCAGGGGGGUUUCUCUUGAAGAACUGAAGGCAGCUGGUAUUCCCAAAAAGCUAGCACCAACCAUAGGCAUUUCUGUUGAUCAUCGCCGCAGGAACAGAUCCUUGGAAGGUCUCCAAACUAAUGUCCAGAGGCUCAAGACUUACAAGGCUAAGCUUGUUAUCUUCCCAAGGCGUGCUAAGAAAGUCAACGCUAGUGAUUCUAGUGCAGAAAAGCUUGCUACUGCCACCCAGGUCCAGGGUCCAUAUCUGCCUAUUACUGGGUAUCAGCCUACUGUUGAUGUUGUGAAGGUCACAGAUGAGAUGAAGUCAUUCAAUGCCUAUGGUAAGCUGCGCAUUGAGCGUACAAAUGCCCGCCGUGUUGGAAUCAGGCAGAAGAGGGCGGCUGAACCAGAAAAGGAAUUUUUAGUUGUUUCUGUAGUCUGUUAA
This is a messenger RNA of Capsicum annuum, 651 nucleotides long. RefSeq names its product 60S ribosomal protein L13-1-like. The record is from RefSeq and is a predicted model, not a curated record. The transcript has a single exon. The coding region runs from base 16 to 651 and encodes 211 amino acids. Gene Ontology annotation, biological process: translation. Lineage: Eukaryota; Viridiplantae; Streptophyta; Magnoliopsida; Solanales; Solanaceae. Gene Ontology annotation, cellular component: cytosolic large ribosomal subunit; ribosome. Gene Ontology annotation, molecular function: RNA binding; structural constituent of ribosome.